This is a messenger RNA of Drosophila willistoni, 1238 nucleotides long. RefSeq names its product hatching enzyme 1.2. NCBI's taxonomy places the organism in Eukaryota, Metazoa, Arthropoda, Insecta, Diptera, Drosophilidae. The record is from RefSeq and is a predicted model, not a curated record. Gene Ontology annotation, biological process: proteolysis. Gene Ontology annotation, molecular function: metalloendopeptidase activity; zinc ion binding. The coding region runs from base 270 to 1154 and encodes 294 amino acids. The transcript has a single exon.
UAGUUGCCAUUUGACACAAAUAUGCAAGUGAGCAUAAAAACGAGCAUAAAAGUGAUCAUAAAUCACUGAAAAAAAGGGGCAAACAAGUGGGCACACGCUAUGCAAAUUAGAAGUUAACAAAACGGCAAUGAUAAAACCGCAUAGCUACAUGCAUACCCGGUAGACUUAUCGGCUCUAGUUUGUGGAGGUCUAGGUUCCAUGAAGCUACACUAGCGACUAUAAAUGCCACCUCAGUCUGAGUUCGAAGCACCAGUAGAAAACAGUAGAAAAUGGCAAAGUUUGCGAAAAUUUUCGUAACUAGUUUGCUAUUAUUUUUAAUGGCUCAGGCGCUACCUGUCGAUAUGGACGAAGAUAUUGAGGAAGACGAAUGGAUAGAUCUCUCCCAUUUGGGUGAAGCGGUGUUUGGUGCACCUGAUACUGAGAAAACAGGACAGUUGGUUGAUGCUCACGAUGAUAAAUCGGAACAAAAUCCAGAAGAGUUGGGCACAUAUCUUGAGGGGGAUAUUUUGAUACCGCUAAGUUAUCGCCUAGCACGCUCGAAUGGUACUCGUAAUGGCAUUUUGACUCAGAGUUCGCGCUGGCCAGGAGCAAUUGUACCAUAUGAAAUAGUUGGACCGUUUACCAAACAGGAGAUGGAUAACAUUCGUCAUGCUUUUGGCGAAUAUCAUACCAAAACUUGUGUGCGCUUUAAGCCACGUACCACUGAAAAGGAUUACAUUUCCAUUGGCAGUGGCAAAACUGGUUGUUGGAGUGGUGUUGGUCGACUGGGCGGACGCCAGGAAGUGAAUCUUCAAUCGCCCACUUGCCUGCGUACGUAUGGCACACCCAUACAUGAGCUGAUGCACGCCCUUGGCUUUUUCCAUGAGCAAAAUCGUCAUGAGCGUGACUCUUACGUUAUGGUGAUGACUGAUAAUAUCAAACCAGAGACGAUUCCCAAUUUCGAAAAGGCCAGCUCAAAAACACAAUAUGGAUUUGGUGUGGCAUAUGAUUAUGCCAGUGUGAUGCAUUAUUCACCCACGAGUUUUAGCCGCAACGGUCAGCCGACAUUGAAAGCAUUAAGAGUUAAUGCUGAUGCCAAACAGAUGGGACAACGUCGAGGAUUUUCAUCGGGAGAUGUACGUAAAAUAAAUGCCAUGUACAAGUGCAAUAUUUAAAUACAUACUGGAAAAACAAGUUCAUUACGCUCAAUGAACUAAAUAAUCUUUGCUUAUAUAUUCUAUAACUUUAUAUGGUAUUUA